AUGUUUUAUGCUUCAGCUACUAACAUCCCUUCAGCAGUGAGUGGGUUAUGUGUUUCCAUCCUGCAUAUACCACCAGCAUCACCACCACGUCCUUCUCUAGCUUCCCCCUCCCCUUUCUACACAAAUGUUGCAACACAAUCUGAAAUUUCCUCCUUUCUUUCCUUCCUGCAUUUCAUACAGGUUCCCUUGCGUCAGAAGACAAAAAAGAAAAGUCAAGGGUUCUUUAUAAUGAGCCGACGGAGGAUAUCAUGUAAAGAGCUGGGACAAGCUGAUUGCCAAGGAUGGCUGUAUAAAAAGAAGGAAAAAGGAGCUUUCAUUGGCAACAAAUGGAAAAAGUUCUGGUGUGUGCUCAAGGAGUCAUCUCUGUAUUGGUACAGCAGUCAGCUGGCUGAAAAAGCAGAAGGAUUCAUCAGACUUCCAGACUUCAGUGUGGACCGAGCAAUUGAAUGCAAAAAAAAGCAUGCUAUUAAAAUCAGCCACCCACAGAUCAAGACAUUUUAUUUUGCGGCAGAAAAUGUUCUGGAAAUGAACACAUGGCUAAGUAAGCUGGGGAUGGCUGUAGACCCUCAAGCAUCCAACGGAAAGCAUGAGGAAGAAUGCUACAGUGAAAGUGAACAUGAUGAUCCAGAAAUAACAGACACACCACCACCUCCCUACACAGUCGAGCUACCACCUCCUCCUUCAGAGGAUCAGCAGAAGUCUUCUUUCACCUCGACUCUGUCAAGUGAAGCAUCUUGCUCCCUCUCCUCCCCAGAAAGCACUUUCAAUUCCCAAGAAUCAUCUUCUUCCUUGUCCAGUGUAGUUCAUUCCAAGAGGCAGUCCUGGCUUGACCUAGUUAACAGCUCUGCCACAGAAGAGGGUGAUCAGCCUUUAACUUUCUGCGUAAAGAUUCACUCUGAUGAGCUACAAGAAGCAGACUGUGGAGAAGCAGCAGAAAGCCAGGAGGUCCAGCUUUCUAGACCCACUGGUGGAUCGCCAACCUCUUUUGUAGAUCCGGAUGCACGUUGUCUAGCUGUGUCAGAUGCAACAGAACAGAGACCACCAGCCAAAGAUCAGGAAAAAUGUGAUGAUGAUGAGAUGGAGCGACUUUACAAGUCAUUAGAACAAGCAAGCCUGUCUCCCAUUGGCGACCGCCGGCUGUCAACAAAGAAGGAGCUUAGGAAAUCAUUUAUCAAACGCAGCAAAAACCCCUCCAUUAAUGAGAAACUGCACAAAAUCCGAAUGCUGAACAGCACAUUAAAGUGUAAAGAACACGACCUGGCCACAAUUAACCAGUUGCUAGAAGACCCAAAGUUGACGGCAAUAAAAUACAGAGAGUGGAGAAACACAAACAUCAUGCUGGUCCAAGAUAUUUAUCAGCAUCAGGAGGUCCAGGAUGCAUCCACAGAAAACAGUGAGGAGCAAGAGAUGACUCCACAGCCUAUCACUGAAAGUGCUAUCUGAGGCCACAGUUCAUUUCCCCCCACUGUUCUACUUGUACAGGCACUUUAAAAUGCUGCAUUUUGAGGUUUGUUCAUUUCUAAGCAUUCUUCAAAAGGAAAACAACGUCUUCUCCAAAGCUUUAAUUCCUCUUGCAAAACUCUUGUCAAAAGGGCAAAUAGCCCAAAUUGAAAACAAACAAACAAACAUGCCUGAACCUGGGUUACAUACCUAAGAAGUCUAUUUUAUGAAGCAGUGAAGAAAUGUUUUUCUAUCUUUGGAGAAGUAACUUACAUAUGUUCAACUUUUGGAAGUCACAGAACUCUAUGGUAUGUACUGUAUAAAUGUGAGAUCCUCGGGGUUAAUCACAUAACUUACUGUUAAAGGAAGCUAAACCAGUGCAGACAGAAUGUAGUCUACUCUCUGCCUUUUUACCCUGUAAGAUAACCUUUAUGUAUGCAUUUUCAUCUUUACAUUUGUUCAAUUUCACCACUCUACCAGUUUAAAUGGAGUCAAAUACAAUAGUGAAUAUGCAUGGUUUAUACUACAGAUUGCUGUCAGGCACCUGCUUUGUGCUCUGCCUGAUUUUUUUGAGUUUCAAAUUUAUUUAUGGACCAGAUUGAGGUAUUGUGAUUUUACAUGAAGAAGAGAAGUUCUCUCAGUGUUUGUUUGCUAAUAUGUCAUUUACUCUCCAGUGGGGCAGCUGAUGCUUCCACUGGUUUCAACUUUUCUUAUGAACUUGGCAGCAUUUCUUGGAAGAUCAUUUUCUUUGUUAUUUUUGGCAGUUGUGAAUAUACAAGGUACAAGCUCAUGUCAGAUUCCUAUGUAGGAAAGUGAUCACAUUCACAAGACAAAAGCUAAAUAAUUAAAUUCCUCAUAUGGACUUGAAAGUGUAAAAAUAGCUGCAAAUAUUUUUGUAAAUAUACGUCAUUUUAUGGUUUAUAUGAAUGUGACUCUGUACUGUAUAUAUAUGUUUUAUUUAUAUAUUUAUAUAUGCUGAAUUUCCUAAUAUAGAAAGGCACACAUGGACCAGACCCACCCAGAGGAGAGUGCUUACAGGUUGACUUGAAAUGCCUCUUUGUGUUCCAUUAUGAAUCACAGAAAUGGCUCUACAACUGAAACUACCCUGAGACAUCAACUGUUACUUUUACUUCUGCCUUUCUAGCUUUGAGUUUUAGAUGAAGAAAAUCAUAACUGUUUGGCUUAAUUGUCCUCAGUAUAAGGUUUGGUUUUUUUGCCUUCCCACCUUCUGUAU
Molecule: messenger RNA, 2674 nt
Organism: Dryobates pubescens (Downy woodpecker)
Lineage: Eukaryota; Metazoa; Chordata; Aves; Piciformes; Picidae
Gene: IPCEF1
Product: interaction protein for cytohesin exchange factors 1
Exons: 9
Coding region: 1-1443 (480 amino acids)
Source: RefSeq, a predicted model, not a curated record